AUGGUGGAGAGACGUCAAGGUUCAAGAGGUGGUCUUCAAGGAGAUAUGAUGGGAGUUCUUUUAGACAUUCCGAUGCGACAAGGAUUCGACGAGAUGGAGUGUGACAAGGUUCCUUCUAGCGACCUCUUCUAUAUGUGGUGCCUCACUCAAACGAAUGUUUGCCUUUAUCUUCCUUUUGAUCUUGCUCUCUACUUAUCUAGCAUGGCUCUAGGUUCUACACCUGUGAGCAGGAUCUGCAGGGGUUACUGGGUUACAAGGUUGUCCUUAUCUUAUGAUUUUGACACUAGUGGGAUUGUUCGUAUGCCUAUCCGGGAGAUGGGUGCUACCACUCGCGGGAAGAUAUGGGUGUUGGUUCGAGGAGUGGGGAAGCAGUGGAGGAUUCUGGACAACGAUAUUAUGGAGCCAACUCAGCAGGCGGAGCCAGAGGACAUCCCUGAGCCUGCCUUCCUUAGGCGAGGAGCGUCAUUGGUUAAUGGCUAUGAUCGGUGUGGUUAUGCGGCAUCUGGGGAUGGACUAUCCACCUUUUCUCUAGGGCGGGUUAUGUUGUUCCACCCCUUUCUUAGCCAUAGGGUGCCAACCAUGAUGGUGUGGGCACUUCAGGCACUUAUCUCAGAGAUACGGUCUGCGGAUGAUGAUUAUGAUGAGGAUACAUAG
Molecule: messenger RNA, 654 nt
Organism: Lactuca saligna
Lineage: Eukaryota; Viridiplantae; Streptophyta; Magnoliopsida; Asterales; Asteraceae
Source: the annotation of a GenBank genome assembly